This is a messenger RNA of Condylura cristata (star-nosed mole), 1469 nucleotides long. It is a transcript of the gene GCNA, whose product is annotated as acidic repeat containing. Gene Ontology annotation, cellular component: nucleus. NCBI's taxonomy places the organism in Eukaryota, Metazoa, Chordata, Mammalia, Eulipotyphla, Talpidae. The transcript is spliced from 10 exons. Bases 501 to 1469 code for a protein of 322 amino acids. The record is from RefSeq and is a predicted model, not a curated record.
UCGUAUAUAUCCACUUUGUGGUUCCUUCUGAACUGUAUGGCAUAAUGCAAUGACUGAAGAUAACAUUGCCUAUGAUCAGGUUCUAGAGUAUAGCCUGGCUCCAGCAUCGAAGUGUGAUGCAUUUUGAAGUGUGACUUCUGAACUGGAUUCUGGAUCUUUGUCAUGAAUGGCUGGUCACGGGAGAUCCAUUUGGCUGUUACCUGGUGAGCUGAAGGAUCCUGAACCAGACAGUACUUUGGUGUCCCCUCCGACAGCUUUAACCACUGGCCACGCAGCCUGCCAUAGGGCAGGGAAGAAUGAAUCCUGGGCCUCAGGCAGAGGUGGGAAGGCGAGAGGCCUCCACAUAAUGGUUCACUGUUGGGAGCAGUUACAACUCUGAAAUCACCUUUUAUUUGCUUCCCAAGAAAUGGACUUCAACAUUUGGCCAUUUACCCAAUUAGCGAUUCCAUUGCAUUGUGGAUUCGAGCAGUGAUGAAGAAUUUGUGUCCUCUGUGGCCAAAAUGCGCACACAGAAGAACAACAUCAACUUCAUGGUGAUUGACUCAGAAUCUGAUGAGGAAUGCUUCCAAGACAGAAAGAGAGCUAAGAUAACUGAAAUAAGCAGUGAAGAUGAGCUUCUGGAAACCAUAUCUGAUACUGAGGAGCACCCUAAAAUCCAGGAUCUUCCAAUAGUUAUUACUGAUGAUGAGAGUAGUGUUUUGGAGGGUCCUGUCACAAUAGAAGAUUCAUGUGAUCAGGACCAAAUGUCCUCAAGUGAAAAAGAGAUGAAUGAGUUUAGUACCUCCCAAAGCAGUUCCUCUGAUGCUGCUGGUGAGCAGCAUCUUGAUGAAAAUCUUGGCCAGCCACCAAGUGAUUCUCAGGCUAACCUGGAGGCUUUAGGUAGAAAGCUGUCAGAUGAAGAGCCUGUGGAACAACCAAGGAAAAGGAAGAACAAAACCAAACAUAUCUCUGUGGCUCCUGCUGUUAAGGAACGUAAGACACGUGGGCCCUCAAAGAAGAAACUCAAAGCAACAGAAGAAACCAAGACUGGGGAUGUUAUGUGCAAAAUCCCUGGAUGUUUCUUACGUGACCUUGAGAAGUCAAAGCAGUAUUCUGGAAAGAAAUUCAAGCAAAAUAAAGAUGAGCUGGUUCAGAAACUCUAUGCUCUAUUUAACAGCUCUAUCUUUGAUAAAAAGAUGCCAGAGAAAAUAGACAUUGGCUGGAAUAAAAAGAUGCUGAGAACUGCUGGCUUGUGCACCACCGGUGAGACUUGUCACCCAAAGAGGGAGCGCUACGCCAAGAUUGAGAUCUCUCUGAAAGUCUGCGACUCUGCAGACCGACUCCGGGAUACUUUGAUCCAUGAAAUAUGCCAUGCAGCUUCCUGGCUGAUCGAUGGUAUCCGUGAUUCUCAUGGUGACGCAUGGAAGUUUUUUAAAUCAGAUAAUUUAAAGUGUAAUAAAACAGAAACCUCAAAUCCAAAAUUUUCAUGA